This is a messenger RNA of Oncorhynchus tshawytscha (Chinook salmon), 2486 nucleotides long. RefSeq names its product tripartite motif-containing protein 16. Lineage: Eukaryota; Metazoa; Chordata; Actinopteri; Salmoniformes; Salmonidae. The record is from RefSeq and is a predicted model, not a curated record. Bases 83 to 1843 code for a protein of 586 amino acids. The transcript has 7 exons. Gene Ontology annotation, molecular function: zinc ion binding; protein binding.
CCCUCUCCCUCCCACAAACUCUCUCCUGAGAAAACAAAGCUGAUCUGAGUAUCUGUCUGUGUGAGAGUGAACAACAGUCCAAAUGGCUCAGCAAGGAGUUCUCCUGGAUCAGGACCAGUUCUGUUGUUCUGUCUGUCUGGAUCUACUGAAGGAGCCAGUCACUACUGCCUGUGGACACAGUUACUGUUGGAGGUGUAUUGAGGACUGCUGGGAUAAGAAUGUUCUGAAAGGGGUCUAUAGCUGUCCCCAGUGCAGACAGACCUUCACUCCAAGGCCUACUCUGAGGAAAAAUAACAUGUUGGCUGAGGUAGUUGAGAAACUGAAGAAGACAGUACUCCAGGCUGCUACCCCUCCUACUCUGUGCUAUGCUGGUCCUGGAGAUGUGGUGUGUGAUUUCUGCACUGGGACCAGAAAGCAGAAAGCCCUCAUGUCCUGUCUGGCGUGUUUGGCCUCUUACUGUGAGACUCACCUCCAACCUCACUAUGAAGUUCCUGCCUUUAAGAAGCACAAAUUGAUUAAAGCCACAGCUCGACUACAGGAGAAGAUCUGCUCUCAUCAUGACAAACUGCUGGAGUUUUACUGUCGUACACAUCAGCAGUGUAUCUGUGUGCUGUGUGUGAUGGAUGUACAUAAAGGCCAUGAUACAGUGUCGGCUGCAGCAGAGAGAACUGAGAAACAGGUCCCUACACCGGCUCAGAAGGAUCCUGUGAUGGCGGGACAUUUCCUGGCGACAGUCGUCCUUGCAGUGUUUCUGCCGUUAAAGGUUCAACGCAGAUUAAAGAAGCAACUGGGGAUGAGUCAGCAGAAGGUCCAGCAGAGAGUCCAGAAGAGAGAGAAGGAGUUGAAGGAGCUCCAACAGGCUGUGGAGUCUCUCAAGCACUCUGCACAGGCAGCAGUGGAGGACACUGAGAAGAUCUUUACUCAGCUGAUCCGCUCCAUUGAGAGAAGGUGCUCCGAAGUGAAGGAGCUGAUCAGAGCCCAAGAGAAGGCUCAAGCGAGUCAAGCUGAAGGACUUCUGGAGCAACUGAAGCAGGAGAUAGCUGAGCUGAGGAAGAGAAACGCUGAGUUGGACCAUCUCUCACACACAGAGGACCACAUCCAUUUCCUGCAGAGUUAUCAGUCUCUCUCCAGUCCCAGUGUUUCUUCAGACUUACCCAGCAUCACUGUCCGUCCUCUUCAGUACUUUGGAUAUGUGAGUAAGACUGUGUCUGAGCUGAGAGAGAAACUAGAAUACUUCCUUAAAAGAGAAUGGACCAAGAUCUCGACUACAGUGGAUGUUUUGCCUACAGAGCCCAAGACCAGAGAACAGUUCUUACAAUAUUCCUGUCAGCUCACACUGGACCCAAACACAGCAUGUGAAGAACUCUUUCUGACUGAAGGGAAGAGAAAGGUCACCUUUACAGAUCAAGCCCAAUCAUAUCCUAACCAUCCAGACAGAUUCACCAACUACUACCAGGUUCUGUGUAGAGAGGGUCUGUCUGGAUGCUGUUACUGGGAGGUGGAGUGGAGUGGGCACUGGGUUCAUACAGCAGUCUCAUAUAAAGACAUCAGCAGAACAAGGGCAGGUCAUGCAUUCGGAUCCAAUGACAAGUCCUGGAGUUUAGGGUGCUCUACGGGUGGUUAUCGUUUCAUACACAAUAAUGUUGUGACUAAUGUACCGGGCCCUUGGUCCUCCAGAGUGGGAGUGUACCUGGAUCACAAGGCAGGUACUCUGUCCUUCUACAGCAUCUCUGACACAAUGACCCUCCUCCACAAAGUCCACACCACAUUUCCUCAGCCCCUCUAUCCUGGGUUUCGUCUCUAUGGAGCUAAUGAUACUGCUGAGCUGUGUAAACUGUGGUAGGGGCCCACAUAGAUACUAGUCAUGCUGGUGGUGACAGUCCCCAUAUGUGAUGCUUCAUUCGGCUUAGUUCUUUUUCUGCAGUUACUUCAUCGGACUGAUUAGAUCUUCAGAGAUGUAAUUAAUAAAAAUGUAAUGUAUUUAUAUUCUAUCAAAUGGAAUGUUUUAAUCUUGUACAUUCACCAUGGUGUAUGUUUGUGAUGUAUAUUGGUUUGCAUUGAGCGCCAUUGAUGUGUUUUCUAUUGGUCAUCCAUCUCUAUGCAAUUUUUCUCAGUGGCAUGGAACAGGUAGUUUCACUUACUUGCUAACUAUACUAUUUGGGAUGGUUUCCCGGACACAGAUUAAGCCUAGUACUAGAUUUAAAAACAUGUUCAAUGGAGCUGUCCGGGAAACCAGCCCUAAAUUUGGCAAAUUUGAUGCACCCAUAAUUUUCAGGCGCAACGUUAAACCUAUCCAGCAGGUGGUGCUACUGACCAAACAAAAAACUGCAAAUAUCUUGAUUUGCCAGUCAAUAUAUUGUGCUAAUAUCGUUGUAGAUGUAUCGUCAAUCAACUAUCCCGAGUUAAGAAUAGAUUAAGUUAGGCCUUCUAUUGUUCAGUGAUUAAAAAAUAUUUCUGGUGAUGGGAAAUAAAUACAACAAAAACAA